Molecule: messenger RNA, 411 nt
Organism: Nematocida parisii ERTm1
Lineage: Eukaryota; Fungi; Microsporidia
Exons: 1
Coding region: 1-411 (136 amino acids)
Source: RefSeq, a predicted model, not a curated record
AUGCACACCUCUGGAUUAUGGGAUAUUAUAUGCCUCUCUGUUUUUAAGAUAUACUGGUUUGUCAUUGUAAGACAGAGUUUCUUUCCCUUCCCAAAGCAGUUUCUUCUUUAUAUUUUUGAUAAUCUGUGGAUUAUCUCUGCAAUUAUUGUGCUAUGCGCUUCUAUUGUAUACCACGGUAAGUUUUAUUUAGAGCCUUCUGCCGCACCGCUUUCUCUUGUUCUCUGCUUUUGCGCGCCAUCUUUCUUAUUUCUCAUAUAUUAUAUAACAUACCAUAUGUGCUCUGCUCCUUCGCUGCCUAGCUAUACUACUAGAAAUAUACAUCGACCAGAACCGCUUGAAGUUUUCAUAUAUAUUAACUCAAAUGGAGAAGAGUGCACGCUUUUCUCCCGCCCUACAGAGACACCAAAUUAA